AUGACAAAUAAUCAUAAUAAUACGAACAAUAAUAUUAGUAAAUCACUCAAUGGAGAUGAGGAAGUAACAUUAGAAAUUCCCGUAUGGGUACAAGGAAAACGAAAAUGGGUAACGGGUAUAACAAAAAAGACAACAUUUGACGAUUUGAUCUAUGCUUUAUUACAACAAGCUGAUCUUUUAACGAAUAAUAAUGGUAUUUCGGGUUUUGCGAUUGCCGAAUGUAUUCAAAUUGUUAGUUCAUCAUUAUCGUCUAAAGAUAAUACACCAUCGAUAAAUGAUUCGUUAGUAACUCAACGUAUAAUAAAAGGACGUUUAAAAGUAAUGAAAUCAUUUAAAAAUUGGCAAUUUGAUAAAUUACCGUUAACGAUCUUACAAUUAAUAACUACAAAACAGUCGUCGAUCGAUAAUAAAUUUCGUACGAAAGUAAAAAAAUUUCUAUCAACAAAAACAUUGACAACAAAUCAGUCAAUAUCAUCGUCAUUUUCUGAAACAUCAAUACCCUACACAUUGGGCAUAGUAAAACCAACAUUACCAAAAUUAUCACAAUCAUCGUCGUCGUCUCCAAUUUCAUCUCAACAACAACUUAAUGAAUUAUACGAAUGUUCCAAUGUAUUGGAACGUCAACAACGACUAUUAAAUUAUUUAGAUGAAAAAAUACACCAAACUCAAUAUAAUGUUUUAUCGUAUGAACAAUUACCAACAGCAAUCGUCUCAUCAAAACGUCAGAAUGACAUAGCGAUAGAUAAUACAAUAAAUCCUCAAGAUAUAUCACUUUUAUUUUCAAAUAUUCAUGAUAAACAACAAUUGUAUGCCACUACCCAAUUAUGUAAUGAAAUUUUACGUUUACAAGAUCGAAUUAAUGAACAAUCGAAUCUAUUUUAUGAUGUUGAACAAGCAAUAUCAAAUGAAUUAAACAGUGUUUUAUUCGAUCAACAAGACAAUACUUAUGAUACGUUACCAUUAACAUUAAAUAGUUCGACUUAUGGUACAAUCACCACAACAAAUAGUACUCCAACAAAUAGUUCGGAUACACCAUCUGAUGUUAACACAUUGAAAAAUUCUAUUUAUCGUAGUCGUGAAGUAACAAGACUACAGUGUAAAGAAAUGCAUGAUUUAGACUUAUGUCUACGUGAAAGUGACAUUAUUAUUGGGAAAAAAAUUGACGAAUUGAAAUAUCUUGAAUACGAAACUCAAUCAUCUAAUUAUAAUAACAACAGUAAUAUGCAUGUCUAUUCAAUAACACCCAAUUACAAUUGUUUUUAUAAUAAUCAAUCUAACACUAUUGAUGACACUCAUCAACAAAUAAACUAUGACACAAUUUCUAAUGAUCAUCUUAAUAAUUCAGUCGGUGCAACAAUAGUGGAUUCACAUAACUUAUAUUCACGAGAUGAUUUAAAAAUAACGAAAGAAGCUGAUGAUGAUAGUGGAAUCAAUUCAUUGAUAUCCGAUGAUAGUAAUGUGGCAAACGGAAAUCAGGGAAAAUCUUGUCUAGAAACAUUAGUCUGA
Molecule: messenger RNA, 1506 nt
Organism: Didymodactylos carnosus
Lineage: Eukaryota; Metazoa; Rotifera; Eurotatoria; Philodinida; Philodinidae
Source: the annotation of a GenBank genome assembly